Molecule: messenger RNA, 1545 nt
Organism: Asterias rubens (European starfish)
Lineage: Eukaryota; Metazoa; Echinodermata; Asteroidea; Forcipulatida; Asteriidae
Exons: 2
Coding region: 154-813 (219 amino acids)
Source: RefSeq, a predicted model, not a curated record
CGUCAGAUCACAAGCAAAAAAAAAAAAACACAUUAUAUUUGCCACCCAGACGCUGUACUCGUUUUAAAAAUCACACACAUAUUUUCAAAUCGUUCCGUUGGUCGUCUCUAGUGGGUGUUGACCGUCACUAUCAGAAGUGUUACACCGACAAAAAUGACAACCAUGCUCAUCACAGCACUGUUGAUGGUGACCGUCUUCGUGUCGUCGUCGUACUGCGAAGCCUACUCAUGCUGUCCUAAAUGUUCAACCGAAUCAAUUAACCAAUUCAAUUACCUUCAACUACAACAGAUUGUGUCUCAGCGAUCUGUCAUUGAAGAAAUUGAACAAGAUCCUCAACUCUUGUACAAUGCCACAUACCAGAGAUCAUUUGUGACACUCACCAAGCAGCAGAACCAGGAGAUCCUAAGAAACUUCCCUGAAAUAUUUAGGGAUCGGGAGUCAUUCCUAAACACUUCCUCGACAGUCGGGACAGUUAGCCAGUCACCUGCAGGCGAUGGAAGAACACGUCGAUCAGUGUCUCAGCUCGUAUGCCCGCCCAUAUUGGGAUCUCAACCUCUUAUUAUAGCGCGUAAACCAAACGGAGAUGUUGUUGAACUUGUGCAGAUGUCUGGGCAAGGAAUGAACCAGUGGAUUUUGGAAGAAACCUGCCAGUUCCCGAACGACCCUACUCUCACCCAUCUGAGAUGUUGUUUAGUUGAGCGCCAUGUGAUUGCACUCUUCAUUAAUUUAAGCCAACUAUCGCAGGGACUUUCUGCCAAUGACUUUGACUUUGCGGAUAUCGUCGUACAGUGCUGUGCAACAUUUAGAGACUAAAUCCGAAACUCAAGGAUUAACAAAACAUGUUCUUAAGCUAAUCCAAGCAGGAUUAACAAAACCUGUUCUCAACUAAUCUAAGCAGGAUUAACAACACAUUUAACAAUAAUUUGGGUAUUUUCUGUUCCAUUUCUUUAUACUGUAUUUUACAUUAUACACAAUAUAUACAAAAUACAAAUAAUAAUAUUAUACUCUUUUCUUCAAUAGUAAACAGCAGCUAAGCACAACAAAAUUAUGUUUUCUAGAAUAAGGUUACCAGCCCAAAAAAAAAUUGACAUGUUCCAUUUGUAACCGGUAUCCUACUUAUUUUUGCUAAGCAGAGCAAGAUAAUAAGCUGCUUAACCAUUCAAAGAGCUGCUUCAGCAGAAAAGUUUUCUUACGAAUUUUGUGCUUAGCAAAAAUUAGCAGAAUUCCAGCCAGAAAGGGUGCAUGUGACAUGGUGUUUUGUUGAGUAACUUUACUGUAGUAAGCAUAAUUUUGCUGUUUAAUUAAUAAGCAGCUCUAAGGGGCCCUGGUAUAAUUAUGGGCUUGUAAACUUGUUUGAGGGAAUGGAUUUUACAUACAGGGCUAGUCUGGCGCAACCCAGUUGGGCUGUUUUAGCUUUUUUGUAUGAAUUUUUCAUUUCCCUUUCUUUAGACGUUCUUUGUAAAAUACAGUAGAUUUUGUAAUUUUGUAUUCCAUUGUUGAAUGAAAGUUAAAGGCAGUGGACACUAUUGGUAAUUACUCAAAAUA